AUGCUACGGCAGAUGAACCUACCUGAGGCCUACCUCCUGAGCAGGGCGGCCGAGCUGCUCAACCAUGAGUGGACCCCGGACCCACCCGGGGUCAACCCCCUGACAACUCUGGAAGCUAUGCUACCAAUAGCUGCACGUGCGGCACUGCACACCUACAGGGAGCAGCCGGCGGGGAAGGGGAACCUUCAACUGACCCUGUCACGCCACAUCAAUGAGACACGGGCAGCGGAGCUGCUAGCUGACACGAUCGAGGACCGCCCAGGGAAGGACUGUGGGCAUGCAGUACGGCUCAUCAGUUUGCAAGGGGUGGGAGCGGGGGACUGGCUUCAUGCCAUCCCAACGAGAUCUGACCUUACAUUUGCCCCUGGUCAGUUCUCGCUGGCUCUUGGCUUCCGCCUCGGUAUGGCCCUUCCAGUUACAGUUAACUGCCCGUGCAAGCGUGACAACACGGCAAUCACAGACACAAGUCUAGCGAACCACCUACUGCGGUGUGGGUACGGGGGAGAUGUCGUCCGCACACACAAUGCUCUGGUGUACGCUCUGCUCCGGAUGGCGAAGGAGGCCGACUUCACUGUUUUCCAUGAAACCACUGCCUUCUCACCACCGGUGAUCAGGAAGAGCGAUCUUGCUAUUCGUGACAAGGAGUCUAAUGAGACAUGGGUCACCAACGUGACGGUGACUGAUCUUGUGCUGCAGUGCCGCAACAAACGUGCCCGGAAGCCUCCUGGAUGGGCGGCUAGGGAAGCCUCGGAGCGGAAACACAGGAUCUAUGAGGGGCGGCCUGAUUAUGUGGGCUUCUUUGGGUUGGCAGUGGAGACGUAUGGGGCCCUAGCUACAGAUACACAGCAGUUUAUCCGCCUGCUAGCAUCCUCAAUGGCAAAACGGAGGUUCCGCCAGGGAAGGCUCACCACCACCACUGCACGGCUCACCGCCCACUACAGGCAGCGCUUCAGUGUCAUGCUCCAGCGCUCACAGGCGACGUCAUUCCUGAACAAGUCUAACAUAGGCGACGUGGCAGCCUUCUCACAGACGGCUAGGGACCCUUGGGAACCCAGCCUAGGGGACCUCUGGCAGGUUCUCGAGGAUGAGAUGGAAGGGGUGUUGGGUCAGUAA
Molecule: messenger RNA, 1113 nt
Organism: Closterium sp. Yama58-4
Lineage: Eukaryota; Viridiplantae; Streptophyta; Zygnematophyceae; Desmidiales; Closteriaceae
Source: the annotation of a GenBank genome assembly